Manis pentadactyla (Chinese pangolin) is the source of this 2227-nucleotide messenger RNA. RefSeq names its product peptidylprolyl isomerase like 1 (gene PPIL1). Bases 108 to 608 code for a protein of 166 amino acids. The transcript is spliced from 4 exons. Gene Ontology annotation, molecular function: peptidyl-prolyl cis-trans isomerase activity. Gene Ontology annotation, cellular component: catalytic step 2 spliceosome. NCBI's taxonomy places the organism in Eukaryota, Metazoa, Chordata, Mammalia, Pholidota, Manidae. Gene Ontology annotation, biological process: protein folding; protein peptidyl-prolyl isomerization. The record is from RefSeq and is a predicted model, not a curated record.
GCAAAGUUUGGGCAACGAGGACCGGAAGUGUGCGCCGCAGAGGCAGCUCCCCGGCGACUCGGCGCCGGAAGUAGUAGUGGCUGGAGAGGAAUUCCGCCGGCUUCGCGAUGGCUGCGAUUCCCCCCGACUCCUGGCAGCCGCCCAACGUGCACUUGGAGACUAGCAUGGGGAUCAUUGUGCUGGAGCUCUACUGGAAACAUGCACCAAAGACCUGUAAGAACUUCGCUGAGUUGGCUCGUCGAGGUUAUUACAAUGGCACCAAAUUUCACAGAAUCAUCAAAGACUUCAUGAUCCAGGGAGGGGACCCAACAGGGACAGGUCGAGGUGGUGCCUCUAUAUAUGGCAAGCAGUUUGAAGAUGAACUUCAUCCUGACUUGAAAUUCACGGGGGCUGGAAUUCUCGCAAUGGCCAAUGCAGGGCCAGACACCAAUGGCAGCCAGUUCUUUGUGACUCUAGCCCCCACCCAGUGGCUUGACGGCAAACACACCAUUUUUGGCCGUGUGUGCCAAGGUAUAGGAAUGGUGAAUCGAGUAGGAAUGGUGGAAACAAACUCCCAGGACCGCCCUGUGGAUGAUGUGAAGAUCAUUAAGGCAUACCCUUCUGGGUAGACUUGCUGCUUUCUUGGGCACACCCAUGUGUUCUGCAGUGACUCCAGUGAACCAGCUUCCAGAUGACCUAGAGAAACACGUAACUCUAAACUCUAUUCUGGACUAGCAAAUCAUGGUGCUAAGGAAGCCGGGGUCUCGGAUGAGUUAGAGCUGGAAGUGUAUUUUAAUAGGAUGCUUCUUUUCUCUUCCACUGGCUCCUAGGUUGACAGAGCAUUUGCAGAAAUGACCAUACAGGAUCAUUUACAGAUGACUUCUCACUGUGAAUGAGCAUACUGCUUCUCCUUGUGUGUGUCUGCUCUAAUACACUUGGAACAAAAUGAAGCCGACUCUGUCAUUUUGCAGUGCCUAAGCAAACUUCUUCCUGCAGAGAUUUAUAUUCUGGCCUACACUGCAUCUUUGGUGGCUGACAGCCACAGAAUUCAAAACCCAGUAGUGUCUAUCGGCCUUCUUAACUCUGUGCACACCCUUUUUCAGUCUCCUACAUUUGCUCUUCCACGGAAUGUAUAUAUUUCUCUAUAGAUUUUCCUUCUUGAAACCAGAACAUCAACACUGCUGUUUCUGACACUUAGACAUCCCACGUAAAACCACAUUGAAUUUUUGCCAAAUGAAAAAUGCAGCCAACAAUCAAGUUUCUAAGAAGGUGUCAAGUGGGGAAUGAUAAUGUGUAAUAAUAAUGGAGAAAUGAACUUAUUAAAAGGAAGCAGAAGCAUUGACCAUUUUUUUCUCCAGGAAGGAAACCUGUACAGAGCAUAAAGAUAGACUAUAAAUUCUCCUUAAAAAGCAGUAUUCUCAUAAAGGAGAAGCACCGCUUCAGCUUUUUUAAGUCUAAGACUAGAGAAAUUAGAUAAGAGAUUUUACAAAUUUCUUUUUUUUUUAAUCUUCCUGAUUUUUUAAGGGGGUGCUGGUGAGAGAAAGGAAAUAAAUACGUUUGUAAUACAUAGAAACUUCUGAAAUAAAAUGCCCCUGAGGGUUGAAAGCACUGCUAUGGUCUGGUGUAAGUAUUGUCUGAAGUUGUAACAGCCAUUUUAACCUCUGAACCAUCUCAACUAGCAUUGCAGGGCUCACUUCAAGAUCUCACAUCAUUUUAGAUUUGUGGGUCUCCAGUGGACUUCCCCCAUUCAAGAGCAGGUCUGACUUGAAAAGGGUAGUGCUGGAAAAAGAAGCUAAGUGACGUUGAUUGGCAUUUCUGAGUGAAGGGGAGCCAUCUAUAGAUUACCCAGGUGAAUGUGCUGAGAGACCUAACUCAUUCCUUGAGCUGGCAGGAGAUCCACCUUCUCAUGGCCUUACGGACUCAGAGGCAGUAUGUGUUGUGAUGUUUGCUUCCUUAAACUGGUAGCUCCUUGAUUGAAAAGGGGAUUAUUGUAACUUUAAUGUUCUUCCUUAUCACUCCAAAGAGUUUGGAAAUGGUGAAAGUUCCUUACGUAAUGGCUAAACAAGAUUCUAUCCCUGAGCCUUCCCCACAUCCACCCUCUUCUCUGUCCUCCUGUUUCUCCUGACAAAAAAACAAAACCCAACAGCAAACAAUGUAAAUAACUUUGUAAUUUCCCAGGGAUGGUUUUUGCAUGCAGAAUAUUGUUCUCUACUCUGGGUAAGCAGAAAUAAAUUUCUUUCAGUCUGGA